AAUUGACAUCAAUCACCCUGUGUGGAGUGUUGAAAAAAAAAGAAAAAGAAAUAAGAAUAAGAAUUUUUUACGCGAAAAAAAUUAUAUAAUUCGGGAGUGUUGAGAAAUGUCCGGAAAGGAGGGCAUUCCGGGCAUUCCUGUGCAACUUCCAAAAAUGGGAUGCGGUGAGAAACCCAGUGAGGAGAUAAUCCAACUGGGGAGAUUUAUGAAGCAUCAAAAAAAUUGGCGGAAUGACACAAAACUCGCCGUGAAGGUGUUUCCGGACACGGGUCGUGGACUCAUCUCCCGGCGUGCUAUUGAGAAGGAUUCUGAGAUAAUUGAUUUGCCAUUUGAUGCAUUGAUUAGCUUAAAAAGCAUCUCAGAUGAUGGGGAAUUUAUGCAGUUGCUGGAGGAAGUGAGUGGGGAGAUGAAAUGGAAGGUACAGACACUCCUGACAUUGUAUCUCCUGUGGAAUUGGCAUGUUGGGGAUAAGUCCCCGUGGAAGGACUACCUGAGGAGUCUUCCCACCACACUGACACAUCCGCACUUCUGUUCGGUGGAUGAACUCGUGGCAAUUCCCGUGAUUAGCGAAAGAAUUAUUGAUUCUGUGAAUCAGAGUGAAGUUAGGGAGGUACAGAAGUACUUUGAGCACACCCUAUGCCCCUGCUGUGGUGGCAAAUUCUUCCCGGAUAUCUUCCCAAAGAGGAAAUUCAUUGAAUUCUAUCUCAUUUGCAAUUCCCGGACGGUGUAUGUGCCUCCGGACACGGUGAGGAUGAUGCUGCGGGGUACAAGGGUGCUUGGGAUGAUAUCAAAUGAUCCUAAUAUGGCUCUUGCACCCUUCCUGGAUCUCUUCAAUCACAGUGGCGAUACCAAAACAAUGUGUAGCCUAGCGCGAAAGGGCACAACCUACUUCUACACCCUCAAAACAUCCUCCAGCUUCAGACGAGGAGAGCAAAUCUUCAUCAACUAUGGGCCACAUUGCAAUAUGAAGCUCCUCAUUGAGUAUGGGUUCUUCCUUCCGGGGAAUUACAAUGAAUUCAUUGAGGUCUCCCUGAAGGACAUUGAGGAUUUGGUGAAAAAUCUCCGGCGCUCACAGAAGAAUCUUCACAUUCCCAGCAAUAAAUUUCGCUAUAUUCGUGAUCACAAUCUCCAUGAGAAAAUGUUCCUGGAUGCCGAUGGGUUUAGUCAUAAUUUAUCAAUUGUUCUGCAUUUUCUCCUCAUUGAUGGGAAUAUCUAUGAGAAUCACUACCAUCCCGUUGUUUUUGGGCAACUUCCCGACGAACAGAGUCUCAGGGAGUACAAGAAGCACCUGAUAAAUCUCCUCCUGGAGCGCUAUCGUGACUCCCUGGUGAAUCUCCAGCACGUGGAGAGAUUAACGGAAAGUGGGAUGAUUGUUCGGGAUUUUCUCAAGUGUCGCAUUGCUUUUAUGAGCGAUUGUUUGAAUAAAUACUAAAAGAAAAUGAGAGAGAAA
Messenger RNA from Lutzomyia longipalpis, 1450 nucleotides. Its product is annotated as SET domain-containing protein 4. The record is from RefSeq and is a predicted model, not a curated record. Lineage: Eukaryota; Metazoa; Arthropoda; Insecta; Diptera; Psychodidae. Gene Ontology annotation, biological process: positive regulation of transcription by RNA polymerase II; peptidyl-lysine monomethylation; peptidyl-lysine dimethylation. The coding region runs from base 107 to 1432 and encodes 441 amino acids. Gene Ontology annotation, molecular function: histone H3K36 methyltransferase activity; transcription coactivator activity; histone H3K4 methyltransferase activity. The transcript has a single exon.